CUACCGGUCAGUCCCUGCAUGCUGACGCUGGAGAGCAGAGCUGGGCGAGCAGCAGAGUGGGGUGCUGGCACCAGGAUCUGCAGGACAGAGGUAUUGGUGUGAGGCUGAAGCUCCUGACUCUCCUCCUGCCCCAAUCCCAGGGUGAUGGAGAGCCACGGGGCAGCUCCCCGGUUCCUGGCCUACCCACGUGCCUUCACAGCACAAAGCGGCUCCGACGCCAUGCUGAGGUGCCAGAUUGCAGGUGACCCCCGGCCCAGCGUGCUCUGGGAGAAGGACACAGCCCUGAUCCAGCCUUCAGGCCGCUUCUGCAUGGAGGCCAAGGGGGAUGUGUACAGCCUACGGGUGUCCUGCGUCACCCCGCAGGAUGGCGGCCUCUAUGUUUGCAAGGCCAAGAACUGCAUUGGUGAGACUUAUGCUGCCGCCACGUUGCGAGUGGAGGCUGGUGAGCAUCAGCAGGAGGAGGAGGAGGAAGGCCAUGCUGGCAGCCGAGCUCCCACCUUCCUGGUGGGGCCCUCAUCGGUGCGGGUGUGCCGUGGGGAGGACGUGACCUUCUCAUGCCGAGUCUUGGGGCAACCCUGCCCGCUGCUGGAGUGGGAGAAGGACGGCUGCAAGCUGUGUGACCUCUUCGAGAGCAGCCACUUUGCAGUGGGCCGGCAGCCUGAGGACUGGCACUACCUCAAGCUGUUUGGAGUCCGACCCCCGGACGCGGGGGUCUACGUGUGCCGGGCACGCAGUGGCUCCAAGGAGGCCCUGGCUGCAGCUGUGCUCCUGGUGGAGCCCUGGUACUCCCCUUCUGACAGCACCCAACCAUGGCAACAGCGACACGGGAGCACUGACACCUGGGCACCAGCACCCAAUGGCACACCAAGAGCCAAGGCAUUCGCUGUCAGCGCGGGGAAGCACGCCAAGUUCCGCUGCUAUGUCACCGGCAAGCCCAAGCCAGAGAUCAUCUGGCAAAAGGAUGGCAAAGUUGUGGCCCCCGGCCGCCGGCACCUGGUCUACGAGGACCGCGAGGGCUACUUCAUCCUGAAGGUGCUGUACUGCCGACCCCGGGACCAGGGGCUGUAUGUUUGCACUGCCUCCAACACGGCUGGGCAGACAUUGAGUGCCGUGCAGCUGCAGGUGAAGGAGCACCGGCUGCGGUUCCAGGUGCCAUUGGAGGACGUGGAGGUGGCAGAGCGGGAGGAUGCAGUCCUGGAGUGCCAGGUGCCACUGGGGAGCAUCCCCACCUCCUGGUUCCUGGAGGACCGGGAGCUGCAGCCCAGCCAGAAGUACGUGAUGGAGGAGUGCGGCGUGGUGCGGCGUCUGACCAUCCGCGAUGCCCGCACCGACGACGACGGUGUCUACCUCUGCCAGAUGAAAGACCGGGGCCGCAGCGUUGCUGAGGUCUCCGUCCGAGGGCUGAUCGUGAAGAGGCUGCCACGGAAGCUGGAUGUGAUGGAAGGAGAGAAUGCGGCUUUCUGUGUGGAGACGCGGGAGGCCAUGGAGGGGAUCUGCUGGAGCCGCAAUGGGCUGCAGCUGCACGAGUCACCACGCGCUGUGCUGAAGAGCUUCGGCAGGACACACCUCCUGGUGCUGGUGCACGUCACCCGUGAGGAUGCGGGCAUCAUCUGCUUCUCUGUCGGGGAGUCACUGACAUCCUCCCAGCUCCGCGUCAAAUGUGUGAAGCGUGACCCUCCCAGUGCACCUAUGGCAGCCCAGAUGAGCACGGAGCAGAGCAACGCAGCCCUCCUGACGUGGUGCCCUGCACCCGAUGUGCACCAUCGCCCUCCCAGCACCUACAUUCUGGAGCGGCGUGAGGCGGCAGGCAGCAGCUGGGUGCAGUGCCUGAGCACUGAGCUGCCCGGCCGCGUGCAGGUGCUGGGUGACAGCGUGCCCCGCGAGGCUGACUACUGCUUCCGAGUCUGUGCCGUCAACAAGCACGGCCGCAGUGACCCUGUGGAAUUCCCUGGCUGCGUGCAUCUCGUGCCAGCUGUGCGCCUGGAGAGGGGCCUGCAGGAUGCACGGGUGCGGGAUGGUGAGGAUGCACGCUUCUCUGUGGAGCUGUCGGCCUCGGUGCAGGGUGAGUGGUUCCUGAAUUGCACAAGGCUGCAAAGCGAGGAGAGCGGGCGCUUCAGUGUGCAGCACUGUGGGACGGAACACUCGCUGAUCAUCCACUCAGCAAGGCUGAGAGAGAGUGGUACACAUGUCACCUUUGUGGCCAGCGGUGUGCGGGACUCGGCCAGGCUGCAUGUGCAAGCCCCACAGGCCCACAUCGCCCCAGUGCCUGAGGCACGGCAGCUCCGGGAGCUGCUGGCAGGGCAGCCGCUGCUGCUGGAGUGUGAGGUGAGCCCGGCGGGUGCCCCUGUGCACUGGCUGAAGGAUGGUGAGGCUGUGGUGCCCAGCGAGACCCUGAGCAUCCAGUCAGAGGGAUGCUGGCGGAGGCUGCACAUCCCCACGGCUGUGCCAUCGGACUCGGGGACGUACACAUGCGAUGCUGGGGACGACACCGUGAGCUUUGUGGUGACCGUGAGCGAGGCACCAGUAAGGAUUGUCAGCUCCAACGAGGAGACCCCACACACCUAUGUGGCCGGGCAGCGUGUGGAGCUGUGGUGCCAGCUGUCCCGUGCCGAGGCCCCAGUGCGCUGGUACAAGGAUGGGGAGGAGGUGGAGGAGGGUGAGAGCCUGGUGCUGGAGCGAGAGGGACCACGGUGCUGCCUGGUGCUGCCCUGCGCCCGCCCGCAGGACACAGGGGAAUUUGUCUGCGAUGUGGGUGGUGACUCUGUCUUCUACACCAUUACGGUGGCAGAGCCACCGGUGAGGAUCGUCAGCUCCAACGAAGCAGCCCCACACACCUAUGUAGCCGGGCAGCGUGUGGAGCUGUGGUGCCAGCUGUCCCGUGCCGAGGCCUCAGCGCGCUGGUACAAGGAUGGGGAGGAGGUGGAGGAAGGCGAGAGCUUGGUGCUGGAGCGCGAGGGGCCACGGUGCUGCCUGGUGCUGCCCUGUGCCUGCCCGCAGGAUGCAGGGGAGUUUGUCUGUGACGUGGGUGGUGACUCUGUCUUCUACACCAUCGUGGUGGCUGCUCCACAGGCCCACAUCACCCCAGUACCUGAAGCUCAGCAGCUCCGGGAGCUGCUGGCAGGGCAGCCGCUGCUGCUGGAGUGUGAGGUGAGCCCGGCGGGUGCCCCUGUGCACUGGCUGAAGGAUGGUGAGGCUGUGGUGCCCAGCGAGACCCUGAGCAUCCAGUCAGAGGGAUGCUGGCAGAGGCUGCACAUCCCCACGGCUGUGCCAUUGGACUCGGGGACGUACACAUGCGAUGCUGGGGAUGACACCGUGAGCUUUGUGGUGACCGUGAGCGAGGCACCAGUAAGGAUUGUCAGCUCCAACGAGGAGACCCCACACACCUAUAUGGCCGGGCAGCGUGUGGAGCUGUGGUGCCAGCUGUCCCAUGCCAAGGCCCCAGUGCGCUGGUACAAGGAUGGGGAGGAGGUGGAGGAGGGUGAGAGCCUGGUGCUGGAGCGAGAGGGGCCACGGUGCUGCCUGGUGCUGCCCUGCGCCCGCCUGCAGGAUGCAGGGGAGUUUGUCUGUGACACUGGAGACACUGCUGCCUCCUAUCACGUCAUGGUGGCAGAGCCACGAGUGAGGAUUUUGCACCCUGUGCAGCGCUCGCUGGAGCUGCCAGUGCUGGCGCCAGGGCACGUGGAGCUGCGCUGUGAGCUGUCUGUGCCUGAUGCUGCCGUGCGCUGGUUCAAGGAUGGGCUGGAGGUGGAUGAGACCAACAAUCUGCGACUGCUGGCUGAUGGUGCCUGGCGCUGCCUGCUCAUCCCCAGGAGCAGUGCUGAGGACACAGGGGAGUACAUCUGUGAGAGCAAGGAUGAAGCUGUCUCAUUUGAUGUCAAGGUGACAGAGCCCCCAGUGAAGAUCCUGCAGCCACAGAGACCUCCACCUGUUGUAAAGGUGUCCCCAGGGGAGACGGUGAUGCUGUCCUGUGAGUUGUCCCGUGCUGAUGCACCCGUGUGCUGGGCCAGGGAGGGUGUCCGGCUGGAGGCGGGGGGCAGCUGGGUGCUGGAGGAGGAUGGUGCCCACCGUCGCUUGCUCAUCCCUGCUGCUCAAGCUGAGCAUGCUGGAAAAUACUUCUGCGAUGCGGCUGAUGAUGCGGUGACAUUCACUGUCCAGGUGUCAGACCCUCCAAUCAGGAUCCUGGAGAAAGAUGCACUGCCAACCUGCCGACGCUGCCGAGCCAUGGAGGAUCUGGUGCUGGAGGUGCAGCUGUCACAUGCCCAUGGGGAGGUGAAGUGGUACAAGGACGGGGAGAAGCUGCAGGACACGGGGCAUGUGCGGCUGGAGGAGGAUGGGCAGCGCCGGGCACUUGUCAUCCUGGGUGCCACAGAUGGGGAUGCGGGGGAGUACCUCUGUGACACCCGAGAUGACAGUGUCAUCUUCUGCGUCACCGUGGAAGGUAACAGGGAGCAUAUAAAGUGGAGAUGGGCUGAAUGGGCAGGCAAGCACCCAGUGUCAUGGUGUGUCUCUCCAGCCCCAGAGCCACCAGUGAGCAUCGUGGGGAACCUGGGCACCACAGAGCAUCGCUGCCUGGUGGCUGGGCAGGACCUGGUGCUGGCCUGUGAGCUGUCCCAGCCCGAUGCUGCCGUGCGCUGGCUGCGGGAUGGCCAGGAGCUGCAGCCAGGGGAGCGGGUGUGCAUUGUGGCCCGUGGGGCACUGCGGGAGCUCACUGUGCGUGGAGCACAGCCUGGGGACUCAGGGUACUACGUCUGUGAUGCUGCCAGCGACCGCAUGGUGACGAGCGUGGAGGUGACAGCCCAGGCUGUGCGAAUUGUGAACAAGGAGGAAGCACAGAGCCCACUGGAGGUGCAGGAGGGAGACAGUGUGACGCUGGUGGCCCAGCUGUCCCCAGAGACAGCGGUAACACAGUGGCAGAAGGAUGGGCAAAUGCUGCUCUCAGGUGGGCGGCUGCUUGUGUGCAGUGAGGGUCCAGCACGCAGCCUUACCAUCAAGCAGGUGGAACUGGGAGAUGCCGGCACCUUUCUUUGCGAUGCUGGGGACGACGAGGUGUACUUCACACUGCAUGUGAAAGAGGCACCGGUGCUGUUUGUGAACAAGCAGGAGGAGCGGGAGAAGCUGCUGGUGCUGGAGGGUGGUAGUGCCGUGCUCUCAGCUGUCGUGUCCAAGGAGCGAGCUGACAUCACCUGGCUGUGCCCCCAGCAGCUCAUGGUACCCAGUGAGCGCUGCCAGUUGCGUUGUGAUGGCCGUGUGCACAGCCUGGUCCUCAGCAAUGUGGCCAAGGAGGAUGCUGGAGUCUACACCUGCCUGUCCCCUGAUGACCAGAUGCAGUUCGACAUCAGCGUGCGGGAGCUGCAGGUGAAGUUCCUGCGUGGGCUCUCGGAUGUGCGGGCACAGCAGGGUGAGACAGUGGUGUUGUGGUGCGAGUUGUGCAAGGCCCGUGGCGAUGUGGUGUGGCUGAAGGAUGGGCGGGUGCUGGAGCCUGAUGCACGCCGCGAGGUCCGGGUGCAGGGCCGGGAGCGCUCGCUGGUGCUGAGCUGUGUGAGGCCUGAGGAUGCUGGGGAGUACUGCUGUGAGUCCAACAAUGACCGCACGCUGGCCACGCUGACGGUGCAGGUGCGCAGAGUGGUGGAGAUCAUCGUGGAGCUGCAGAGCCUGAUGGUGCUGGAGGGAGACGAUGCCACCUUCAAGUGCAUGGUGUCCCCCGAGGACGUGGCGGUGACAUGGCAGCUGGAUGGGCAGCCAGUUGUGCCCAGUGAGCGGCUGCAGGUGGCCAGGAGUGGGCUGUGCCAUAGCCUCACCAUGCGGGGCUGCCAGCCAGGCGACGCAGCCACUGUGACAGCCAAUGCUGAGGGGCUGCUGAGCACAGCCCGGCUCAGUGUGCAAGAGGCGCAGGUGCUGUUUGUGCAGAAGCUGCGGGACAUGGUGGCCGAGGAGCAGCAGGAUGUGUGCCUGGAGGUGGAGGUGAGCCAUGAAGCAGCUGAGGUGCAGUGGCUGAAGCAAGGUGUGCUCCUGCAGCCCAGUGACAAGUACCUGAUGUGUGAGUCGGGGUGCCGGCGCACCCUCACCAUCUGCUGUGUCAGCCCCUCUGACCGUGGCACCUACCGCUGCGAGAGCCUGCACGACCGCACACAGGCCAAGCUCAGCGUGGAACCCCAGAAAGUGUCAAUCCGGAGGCCACUGGCUGACGUGGAGACCUUCGAGAAGCAGACAGCCACCUUCCUGCUGGAGCUGUCUCACGCCGGUGUGCCUGGGGUCUGGACACGUGGUGGUGUGCGGGUGAAGCCCAGUGCCACGUGCCGGGUCAGUGCCACAGGCUGUACACACAGCCUGACACUGGAGGGGCUGGCACUGGAGGACUCAGGCACCAUCACCUUCACUGCUGACACUCUGCGCUGCAGCGCCCGCCUGCUCGUGCGGGAGCCUCCCAUCAGCAUGGUGAAGCUCCUGCAGGACCUGGAGGUUCCAGAGGCAGGGACUGCCACCUUCGAAUGCGAGCUGUCCCGUCCCAGCGCUGAGGUGAAGUGGCUCAAGGAUGGAAUGGAGCUGCGGCCAGGCCCCCACUGCCGCAUGUACUCUGCGGGUCGGCGCCGCCUCCUGCAGCUCAACCACUGUGCACUGCCUGAUGCUGGCAUCUACACCUGUGAGGCAGGUGACUGCCAGGCCUCCGCCACACUGCGUGUCCAUGAGCACCAGGUCCACAUAAUGCAGGAGCUGCAAGAUGCUUGUGUGCAGGAAGGUGACAAUGCCGUGUUCAUGUGUGAGGUGUCCCAUGGUGAUGUUCUGGGUGAGUGGUUCCGUGAUGGGGAGAAGAUCAAGGUGUCCAGCACGGUGAAGAUACGGCAAGAAGGCACACGGCACUUCCUGCUGCUCUGCACCGUGCGCCCUGAAGAUGCGGGUGCCAUCCGUUUUGCGGCCAGGAUGGCUAGUUCAGAGGCCAGCCUGAAGGUGGAAGUGCUGCCCAUCCGCAUUGUGAAGCCGCUGCGGGACAAGACGGUGCUGGCACGGCACAAGGCGACGCUGGAGUGCAUGGUGUCACACGCCCGGGGCCGCGUGCGCUGGCUGCGUGGAGACACCGAGAUCUUUGCCAGUGAUAAGUAUGAGAUCUGCAACCUGGACUGCUAUCGCACACUCAUCAUCCACUGUGUGGGACGUGAGGACGAGGACUCGUACACCUGCGAUGCCUUCGAUGACCGCUCCACCGCACGGCUCCUGGUGGAAGGGAGUUAGAAGCUGGGGUGCACACGGAGUGCACGGACCUCAGGUCCCCCAGCCCCCCGGUGCAGCCCUCACCUCGGCACAGCAUUCUGAAAGGCUCUUUACUGUGUGGCCGUGGCCUCAGCAGCGUUUGGCACAUUUACAAAAGAGGCUGAAAAGGGGGACGGCGGCGGCGCGGCGCUGCAGAGACGGCGUGGCAGAAACAUGCAGUUCCUGGGGUGGCAGCCGGGGACGGGACAGCACCCAGGGGCACCCCACUCUGGUCCCCCCACAUCCCGCCUGCGGGGAGGUCCUGGCUCACUCCGUAAUAAAUUAAUACAAAUCACA
Molecule: messenger RNA, 7542 nt
Organism: Lagopus muta (rock ptarmigan)
Lineage: Eukaryota; Metazoa; Chordata; Aves; Galliformes; Phasianidae
Gene: OBSL1
Product: obscurin like cytoskeletal adaptor 1
Exons: 26
Coding region: 145-7227 (2360 amino acids)
Molecular function (GO): protein binding
Source: RefSeq, a predicted model, not a curated record